CAGUUUCAGUGUAAAAUGUCCGCUAGUGAUUCCAGUGAGUUUGAGGAGAAUGCGCCCGACUGGGACAAAGAAGAAAAAGGUGUGAUUGAAAGGAAAAAAGAAUGUGACCACAAACUACCACUGGCCUUUAAGCUGAAAAGACACCCUUGUCACUGUGUGUGUUUGCCCACAUCACCUCAUGUGGUUGUUGCAGAUCACAAAGGUGUGAUUUCUGUGUUACAUUACGACUCGUAUGUUGAAAGCAGCUCUAAGUCUCAAGAUCCAAACAAAUCUCAAUUACCCCAAGUGUCACUGAAGUGUGUUGAGAAGGCGCACAAUUCCUUUUUCUACCUGGACUCAAAUGCAAGCAGUACUCAACUGGUCUCAGGGGGUGACGGGAGGUCGAUAGUGCUGUCAGAUAUUGAGACUGGUUUGAAGCCAGUUGUGAGGAUCUCCAAGGCGCAUGGCAGUUCCAUAAGUGCCGUGUGUUGGUACAACGAUAGCUGUGUAGUUACGGGAGAUACGAGAGGGAGAAUUAAGGCGUUUGAUGUUCGCAUGGGGAACAGUGGAAAGAGGAGGAGGGUGUUCAAGUUCUACGAGCACGAGGGAGAAAUGACUGACUUCUCUGGAGACUCAGCCAGGAGACUCCUGUUCGCCUCCUCCACCGACUCCACAAUGUCCACCAUAGACUUCAGGAGGACACAGUACAAAAUGCAAAGUCAGCCCAGUAGUAAUGGGGAGAUGCGGAGUGUGUUGGUGAUGGGCGAACAGGAGAGCAAAGUGGUGUGUGGCUUGUCCGAUGGUCACGUCCAGAUAUACCAGAAGGGAUACUACGGGGUACACACUGAGAGCCUUCCGAUCUUCGACCAGAUGCCGAACGGACGAGCAGACCUCAAUUUGGACAAGAUGCGGGCGAUUGGUGACAAUGUGUAUGCAGUAAGUGACGACAACGGGCACAUAUUCGCCUACAGUCUCUUUCCGAACAGGCGACUGACCAAAGUGGGGUGCCACCGUCUCGCCACUGAGUGCUUCGACUUAGACUACUCUGGCAAUGUGUUGAUCUCGUGUGGGGCCGAUAAGCUCCUCAAAUUCUGGGAUGUGUCUGUGUUGGCUGCUUCUGAGAUUCUGGAGCAGAGGAGCAAGCAGACGACCAAGCAACAAAUACUAGCGAUCCGCAAGUGUUUCGACCCUGCUGCCGCAUUUUUUGCAGAUCUACACGACUCAAACGGAGCAUAAAAACGCAUUAAACUAGCUUCAAGCUGUAAAUUAUGCAUCAAAAUUGACUGAAAUUUGUUUUCUGAUUUUGCGUUGUUUCAGAAUUUACUUCAUAAAA
Symsagittifera roscoffensis is the source of this 1312-nucleotide messenger RNA. RefSeq names its product WD repeat-containing protein 55-like. NCBI's taxonomy places the organism in Eukaryota, Metazoa, Xenacoelomorpha, Acoela, Convolutidae. Gene Ontology annotation, cellular component: nuclear pore outer ring. Gene Ontology annotation, molecular function: protein binding. The coding region runs from base 16 to 1215 and encodes 399 amino acids. The record is from RefSeq and is a predicted model, not a curated record. The transcript is spliced from 6 exons.